UCCGGUGAAGCGAGCAUCAGCGCCUUGAGUCGGGAAGGUUGGGGAGGGCACUGGGGAAAGAGGACGGCCUCCCCCUUCGGGCUCCCACUUGGUAGCACCUUCCUGAUCCCCUAAUCUGUAAGGCGCUCAGGGAAAUGCCCCCCUGCGGGAGCCUUCUCGGAAAUGCUGCCCUGGCCGCCCGGGAACCAUGAGCCCUGCAGCCCCGAUCCCGCCUGACUCCGUCCUGGAAAGUCCUUUUGAAGAAAUGGCCCUGGUGAGGGGCGGCUGGCUGUGGAGACAGAGCUCCAUCCUCCGCCGCUGGAAGCGGAACUGGUUUGCUCUGUGGCUGGACGGGACCCUGGGCUACUACCACGAUGAGACAGCACAGGACGAAGAGGACCGCGUGCUCAUCCACUUCAAUGUCCGCGAUAUAAAGAUCGGCCAAGAGUGCCAUGAUGUGCAGCCCCCUGAGGGCCGGAGCCGGGAUGGGCUGUUGACCGUGAACCUGCGGGAAGGCUCCCGCCUGCAUCUAUGCGCAGAGACCCGGGAUGAUGCCCUAGCAUGGAAGACGGCACUGCUGGAGGCGAACUCAACCCCGGCCCCAGCUGGAGCCACCGUCCCUCCCAGGAGCCGCCGGGUUUGCCCCAAGGUCAGGUGUGUGACCUGCUCGUGGAGCCCCUGUCAGGUUGAGAGGCGGAUCUGGGUGCGCGUCUACAGCCCGUACCAGGACUACUACGAGGUGGUGCCCCCCAACGCGCACGAGGCCACGUAUGUCCGCAGCUACUACGGACCGCCCUACGCAGGUAAGUCCCAGCCUGCCCCGCGGCGGGCUUCGGGCGUGUGCCAGGCCCCGCCCAAGGGCCAGCCGGCAGGACCAGGCCUCCCGUUUUAG
Molecule: messenger RNA, 871 nt
Organism: Carlito syrichta (Philippine tarsier)
Lineage: Eukaryota; Metazoa; Chordata; Mammalia; Primates; Tarsiidae
Gene: PLEKHB1
Product: pleckstrin homology domain containing B1
Exons: 7
Coding region: 188-871 (227 amino acids)
Biological process (GO): regulation of cell differentiation
Cellular component (GO): membrane
Source: RefSeq, a predicted model, not a curated record